CCAGCUUGUUGUGUGCAUUGCCCCAAGCGGCUGGCACACGCUGCUGCCUUUCUGGACCACUCCCCAAAUCUCAAUUUCACUUGGCUGCCCGGUAAACCCGCGUCUGUUCUGGCUGGCGAGGGGGCUCGAUCACAUGCCAGUGCCCGCAGUGAGCUCUGCGGCUGCUCCAGCCAUGGCCCACCCAGUAAUCACCCGGGCCUUCGGCGGCCCCCUGCGGCUGGCCCCAAGCCCCAGGCGGCCCCGCAGCAGGCCGCACGGCUGCACGCCCGUGCUGGCCACCGCCAGCUUUGAGGAGCUGCGCACGGCGGCGUCCGAGGCGGUGGCGUCGGCCCAGUCCAAGCUGCCGCUGCUGGAGCAGGCCAAGACCACGGCGGAGCGGGCCAAGGACCCGGCGGCGGACGCGGAGCGUGUGUGGCAGGAGGCGCACGCGCGGCUGACCAGGCUGCAGCAGGAGGCCAACAGCACCAUCAAGCAGCUGCGGGAGGACGUGACGGCGGCGGCGGGCGGCGAGGAGGGCGCCACCGCCGCCCUGCUGGAGCGCCACGUGUCGGAGCGGCUGGAGCACUACCGCGUCAACCACAACCUGGUGGCAUCCAACGACUGGAAGGUGUACGCGCCUCGCGACCUGCCGCUGUCGUCCAUCCCCGGCGGGCGCAUGAUGUACCAGCUGGCGGCGGCCGAGGUGGAGGGCGCCAAGUAUGCGGUGGUGGCUCUGGGCAUUGCCAACCCCUUCCUCUUUGACAACCUGCGCAGCCUGCUGCUGCACUGGGGCUGCACCGAGGGCGCGCACGCGGGCUGGUCGCAGCCGCCAAAGGGAUGGCACACCUCGCCGGGCGUCAGCACGCCCGCCGGCAGCCUGGCCUGGGAGACUGUGCUGGGUGCCUUUGCGCCGGUGAUGCAGGGAGAGCCUGUCAUCGACUCUGCCGCCUACUCGGUGGUACUGCAGGUCCCGCUGGAAGGCUCCCUGGAGCUGCGGGGCGGCAUCAAGGCUGUGCUGAAGCGGACCGACGGAGGGCAGCCGGAGUGGAUCAAGGCGGGACAGCACAACAAUGGCGACUUCUUCCUCGACUUCCAGCCGGUGAUCAACCACUUUGAGCGGCGGCGGCGCGAGGCGCAGGCGGCGGCGCUGGUGCAGGCGCGCUCCGCGGCGCUGGCCCGCGGCGACCUGUGGGAGGAGGAUGAAGACGAGGAGGAGGAGGAGGAGGAGGCGGUUGACGCGGCGGUGGACGCAAAGGGCGCCGACAAGCUGGCAGCGCGCGACAGCGCAGACGCGCCCAGUGCCGCCAAGGCCAAGGGCAAGGUGGUUGCCGGCAGGAAGGUCCCCGCCAAGGCCAAGAAGAAGAAAGCCAAGGAGGAGCUGCCGCCGCUUCCAGAGGAGGAGCCCGCCUAUGUGCCCAAGCUGCCAGAGUGGGUCGGCCGUGUGCAGCAGUUUGUGCAGCUGAGCGACCUUCCGCAGGACCGCACCCUGGCGCUGCACCUCAAGUGCCUCAACAGCCUGGCCACCGCCAUCGCCGAGGAGGGGGGGCCCCACGGCAUGGAGGCUCGCGUUCUGCUGCAGCGGUGCCGCGAGGCCGAGGACCUGCUGCACCAGCACGACCUUGCUGAGCUGUCCAGCCGCGCGGCGCAGCAGGAGAAGGAGCAGCUGCAGGCGAUCUACAAGAGCGCCAGCGACGAGAGCAGUCACCUGAUGCUGGAGCUGACCAGCGCGGCGGAGGCCGCGCGCCGCACCGCCGUCAAGCUGCGCGGCCGCGAGACGGAGGUGACCCAGCGCGACCUGGAGGCCGUGGCGCAGCAGACGGCGCAGGAGCUGCUGAAGAAGAACAUCAAGGGUGUGUGGCCCUUCAAGGAGGACCGCCAGCUGGUGUUUGUUCAGCAAAAGGUGAUGGAGGUGGCGGGCAUGGAUGCGGCGGUGGUGGUGCAGGUGUACGUGGAGGGGACCAAGGAGGCAGUCAAGGCGGCCACGGCGCCGCCGCCCGCAAACGGCGCCGCCAAGAACGGCGCCGCCGCGGGCUCGGCAGAGGUGGACGCCACCUUGGUGGCCGCCACGAUGGGCAGCGACUCCACCGCGCCGGCCACCUUUGUGCUGAAGACGUCCGACGGCAAGUGGCGGUCGUGGAAGCAGGGCCACGGCGCCAGCUGCAACUUCUACGCCGAGCUGCCGCUGCCCAUGCCCUGA
Chlorella variabilis is the source of this 2176-nucleotide messenger RNA. RefSeq names its product expressed protein. The coding region runs from base 134 to 2176 and encodes 680 amino acids. Lineage: Eukaryota; Viridiplantae; Chlorophyta; Trebouxiophyceae; Chlorellales; Chlorellaceae. The record is from RefSeq and is a predicted model, not a curated record. The transcript has 10 exons.